UGUUUGGCAUCACUGCAGCUUGAUGCAUACUUUAUUCACUUAAGAAGUGAAAAUUUUCAAAAACUUAAUUUCUAUAGAAUUAAAAAUAAGAAAAAAUAUUGACGUUGUUCGUGAGUUAAUUUUUUAAAUUUUUAAUAAAAAAUGGGAAGAAAACGAAAAAUUCCUGUCGCCAAUGAAGAAAAGGAAAAUGAAGAAGAACAAAUUAGUAAUACGUCCACACCUAUUCAGGUCGCAAUGUUGAGUAAUGGACCAAUAUAUACAAUUAUGUCCAAGGUGCAAUUAAAUGAAACAUAUCACAAAAAAUAUAUUAAGGAGUUGAAGCAACUGUACGAAAAGAUGGAUCAUGAUGCCUUUAUUUUUACUUUCGUGAAAAUGAUAAAAACUGCAAUGGUUGCUGAAGAAACAAAUGAGUUUGCACAUACAACGCUCUUGUUUUGUGCCAAAUUCGUUAGUUCAUUCGAAGGCGAUGAGACACAUCCUCUACUGGCCGAUAUAUGUCGUUGGCUGUUAACCACUAUUUCUAAUAAUCCACACAUCCGGUUUCGUCUAUGCCAAUUUGUUAAUAUGAUUUUAAAUGCUCUUGGAAGCGAAGCAACUUUGGAUGACAUUAUUUGUGACAACAUUAUGGAGUAUAUGGUGGGACGCUUGGUUGAUGUAUCGCCUAGUGUUCGUGUGCAGGCUAUAUUAGCAAUGCAGCGUCUACAAGUCCCCGACAACCCAGAUGACCCAGUACUCCGUUCAUAUCAAUAUCACCUCUGUUCAGAUCCUUCGCCUCGUGUGCGACAAGCUGUCAUCACUAGUAUGGGAAGGAACUAUCAUACCAUACCCUACAUUCUGGAUCGACUUUGGGAUAUUGAUGAGAAAGUACGCCGACAUACUUAUCUUCACAUGAGUAGUUAUCCAGUGCGAUCAUACAAAGUAUCGCAGCGAGUAACUUUGCUCGAACAAGGUCUUAAUGAUCGCUCCGAAUCCGUGCGAAAAGUUGUUACAAACGUAAUGUUGCAGCAAUGGAUAGAAUCUUAUCAAAAGGAUUUGGUAGCUCUGAUAGGAGCACUUAAGCUUGAUGCAAACGAGUCGGAAAUAAAUCGAUAUCGGAAAAUUGGAAAACAAGUUUUGCGUGAAAUAUUCAAACGACAAAACAAGGCUGAUAUUGUUGCUUGCUUAUGUCUUGAAGAAGAUGGUGAUUACUAUCGUUGUAUACCUAUUGAGCGUCUCAGCUUAGAGAUGGCUUUUUAUUGGCAAUGUCUUACCGAAUAUUUACAAAAUGAGAUGGCAGAGGAAUUGGAUCAAAUCGUACCAGAGCUAACAAUAUUUUGUUCUUACGUGGAGUUUUACUGUAAAACUCGUAAAACAGACAUGGAUAAGUUUGAAGCAAUGGAGUUUCAAUAUAUUCUCCUAUCGCUUAUGGAAAUUCUUUAUAAUUAUGAUUUGGGUGAUGAAAUUGGUCGUGGUAAUUUACAGAAACUUUUACACCAUCUUUUAAAAAAUUGCGCUCUGGAUGAAAAGGUUAUCGAGAUUAUUGUAAAAUGUUCAGAAAAUUUAAUUACUGAUCAAAACACACGACAUCAGUUCUUUUUAGAUAUAAUUCACGACAUAUGUGGUUUAAAUGCUAAGCAACAGGACUUGGUGCAUGAUCGUAAUUUAAUUAGUGAGUUGCUGGCCAACUCAACAGAUGCUGAUCUAAAUUUAAAGCUCUCCUCACUGAAAGUAAAAAUAUUAGAUUUAGAAGAGCAAGAGAUGAAUUACGUACAAAUGAAAGACUACGUAAGGGCACAACAAAUAAUAGAAGAAAAAAAUAUUGCAACAGAAGAGUUUACAAAUUUGUUAAGACCCUUAUUAGAAAAGCGCAACAGCAAUUCUGGAGAUUCAGCGCAACCACAAUUUUCUAAAGUCGUAAAAAAUGACUGCAUAUUAAGAAGUUUACAAAUAACUUAUUAUAUGGUGGUGUCAAAACGUGUUAAAACAUUGGGCCACAACACAUGCCGAUUAUACAAUGAUUUUAUUUUCCGGAAUAUUGCCUCUAAUCAAAUAGCAAUUCGUGAUUGGGCCUUAAAGUGCGGAGCGGCUUUUAGUAUGCUAUAUGAACCUUUGGCUAAAGAUGUGUUUGAUGAACUUUAUGCACAGUUCUUUAAAAAUCAUAAUAUACGGAUAUGGGAAACUGCCAUAACAUGUAUAUUUGAAAUGCUUGACCGUUAUGGAGUGGAUAGCUUUGCCAUUCAAGAGGAACAAAAUAAAGCAAAAAAAACUGGUCGUCAACUUUAUAACACGCUUGAGUUCAUUGAUGCAGACGAUGAUACUCGCCAGUCCACAACAUUGGGACAAGGUGUUGGUGUUAUUUAUAUGAUGUCCCAUUUUCUCGACACCUGUGACGAUAUGUGUAUUGUGCGAGCCAUUAUAAAUGGUUUCUGUCGAUUAGUCCUACAUGGUCACAUCGAAAAUCGUGACAUUAUGGAAAAAUUGCUGUUGCGAUAUUUCAAUCCAGCAACUGAACCAGAGAUUAAUCAAAUAUUGGGCGUUUUUCUGGAGAAUCUGAUUCAACAUCGAAAACAAAAUCUUCUACAACCCUGUCUAAUGAUAACAGUUAAUUCAGUUCUUUCUGCACCAUACGACAGCCCACUACAUGAUAUUAGACCCGAAACUAUUACGCGCUUUAUUAUAGAUGCCACGCGGCCCGAUGCCGUUUCUGCAAAUAAUUGUGAAAACUCGCACAAUAAGUUAGCAUCGGUAUUUUUAAAUGAGAUGGUCAACAAUUCAAAUAACAAAGAACUUUGUAAACUUUUGGCAAAAGAAUUAACAACACUAGAAGUCAAUGUUAUGCAACAAGAGGAACUUAAAAAAGAGAUGAAAGAAUUAGCUGAUAAAUUAAUUUUGAAUAAAUUUGAUCCAAGAACCGUAAAAUGUAUAAUUGAUUUUAAAGAUAUGCUCGAUGGGGUUUUUAAUCCACCCGCAAAAAGAACAAAUGAAGAUAUGGAAUCAGAAGAUGAAGAAGAUGAUCCCGAAACAAAUCCUUCAGAAAAAAAUAUGGAAACUGAAACUGUUGGUGCGAUGUCUGAAGGUAAUAAUGAAACAUCGCCGACAACCGGCACAGAUUGUAAUAAAGAAAAUUCUGUAGAAAAAAGUCGGUCGCAAAAUGAAAGCAGUAGCGACAGAACUCUUGUGGCCAGCGAAAGUACAAUUGUGUCGCCUUCAGCUGCCAGUAUGCCAACUACAUUUGGAAGUGAGAACAUAACAAGCCAUAGAUUUUUAAGAAAAUCUCUCAAUCUUUCUCGAAAUAAUUCGAUUGAUAGCAGUGGUACUCCUGGCAAUGAUCAAAUAUCGAGACCUAAUAUAAUUCGAAUAGAAGCACGAAUCGACUCGGACAAAAAGUUAAAAGAACCGACAAAAGAUUCUGGACCAGAGAAUUCUAGAGCUAGAAGAAGUCUACGUUAUAGCAAGCGAAAUACAAAUCUAAAUGGUAAUGAAAAAGACAACACUGAAUUGGUCCAACUUAAACCUAGAGAACCAGAAAUAAUUGAAAAAAUUUUACAUAGUCCUAGAAAAUCAAAAACUCCUUCAAAAUCUGAAAACGAAUUACGUCAUACAUCAGAAAUUGGAAUGCCAGAAAAGCAAACUGAAAGGACUUUAUCUCCACACAAAGAUUCAACGGUAUCUAAGGAAAAAAGCCACAGGGUGACUUCGUUUUUACGACAUGAAAAUCGUACUGACAAAGAAAGAACCCAUGAUAAAUCAGGAGUUACAUCUUCCGAAGAGCUUGAUAUAUCGGAGGUAAUUCCAGAAUCACCAAGAGACAAAUCUCCGAAGACAAUUUCGGGAACAACUACCCGUUUGCGGGCAAAUUCCACAAUGCGCUCUAUGCGCAGCCGUACAUUUCGCAACGUUUCUCAACCCGUAGGCAAAACAUUGGAUACAUCAUCCUCACAUGUUACGGUAGCAACCACACCUUUACGUAAUGGACGCAAGCGUGUUUUGCGAACUUCUCCUAAAUUAUAUGCUUCUGCUGCUUCUACAGCCAUGUCCUCUCCCGUUAGAAAACAGCCAUGCAUUGAAAUAGAUUCAAGUAAGACUUCAACUCCUCGAAACACGCGUAAACGUAGAUUAGAAAAGAAAUCAUCCCCAAACCAUUCAACCGAUGGUACAGUUUCAUCCCCAGUAUUAAUGCAAUCUUGUCUAGAGAGCGAAAACACGAAUUCAGAAAAAACUGCAACAAAUCCUUGUGUGAUUAGUCCCACAUCGAAUAAGGAAAACGUAGUACAAAAAAGGAAAUCAAUACCGACCAUUACCAAAUCUGCCCCAUCCAAUAGUAUUCAAAAUGACUCGAAGAGCCCAGCUAAAGAUGAACAAAAAUUAAAUAAAAGUAUUGCGACAAGAAAUUCGACGAAAAAGGAACUAAUAUCUAAAAUGAUUAUGACAAGAAAAAGGCUUUCUCAAGAAAAUUUAACUAUACAAUCAUCAUAUUCAAACUCUGGUCCAAAAUCUGAAAUUGGGAAGAGUCGCAUCCCUGUCAGAACAAAAAAAUUGGAUAAACCAGUAGAAAACACAAUGGAGAAAAAAACAUUUUCCAAAAACUCGCGUAUAGUUUCGGGUAAAAUACCUGUAGGACGAUCAUUACGUUUAAAGAUGGGUCAUCUUGCAACAACCUCUACUUCAACAACUUCUACUCAUAUCACAUCAGUGGCUUCAGGCAAAUCUUCUCGGCGACGAAAUAUAUAAAUUUUUAAAUUAGUAAAACCAAAUAUUAAAAAAUUAGUUGUAAUCUUUUGAAAAUUAGCUAGUGAAUUACUUAUUAUUACUUCUUACUUUUCUAUAUAUAUAUUUUUUUGUAGAUUUUAAUACAUACAUUAUGCAUAAUUAUAUUUUAUUACUGUAGUUUAUUGUUCUCCCCAAAAUAUAAAAAAUAAAAUUUUAUUAAAAAUGUU
Messenger RNA from Lucilia cuprina (Australian sheep blowfly), 4916 nucleotides. It is a transcript of the gene Cap-G, whose product is annotated as condensin complex subunit 3. Gene Ontology annotation, biological process: mitotic chromosome condensation. The record is from RefSeq and is a predicted model, not a curated record. Gene Ontology annotation, cellular component: condensin complex; condensed chromosome; cytoplasm. The transcript is spliced from 11 exons. The coding region runs from base 142 to 4710 and encodes 1522 amino acids. NCBI's taxonomy places the organism in Eukaryota, Metazoa, Arthropoda, Insecta, Diptera, Calliphoridae.